Molecule: messenger RNA, 2394 nt
Organism: Vicia faba (fava bean)
Lineage: Eukaryota; Viridiplantae; Streptophyta; Magnoliopsida; Fabales; Fabaceae
Source: the annotation of a GenBank genome assembly
AUGGGUUUUUUGUUGAAAGAAGUUUUGAAGACUUUGUGUGGUAGGAAUCAGUGGUCUUAUGCUGUGUUCUGGAAGAUUGGUUGCAACAAUUCUAAGCUAUUGAUUUGGGAAGAAUGUUAUUAUGAACCAUUUUCACAUCCUUCCGCUCAUGGUAUUGUUGGGAUGUCAAAUGUGCGUAAUCCGAACGAGGAAGGAUGUUGGUUUUCUUCUGAGUUUCAAUCAUCUCAUCAAGGAAUUCAAGAGGAGGAUAGAGUCUCUUCUUUGAUUAACAAAUUGAGCGUAAAUAAUUUAGUCGUUGUUGCAGGUGAAGGUAUAAUUGGACGCACUGCGUUUACCAAUAGUCAUCAGUGGAUUCUCUUGAAUAGUUUUGCUAAAGAUGCAUAUCCACCUGAGGUAUAUGCUGAAAUGCAUCUCCAAUUUUCAGCUGGAAUGCAGACAGUAGCAGUUAUUCCAGUGCUUCCUCAUGGGGUUGUUCAACUUGGUUCUUUCUUGCCUAUAAUGGAGAAUAUGGGGUUUGUGUACGAAGUAAAGAGCCUGAUUUUGCAACUGGGAUGUAUUCCUAAUGCCCUUCUAUCCGAGGACUAUUCAGAUAAAUUUUCAAAUGAAAGACUCGAUGGACGCGCUACUUCUGGUGUGCCUAUGUCAGUUGAUUCGUCAGUCAUUACCUCGAAUUCCACUCCUUCCAUAGUUAAUGGCUCCAAUCACCGAAGUUAUUCAUCUCACUCACUUUAUCCGUUAAGGGGUGAAAAUAAUAAUCGUCAGGACAGGGUUGUUGUGGCUGAAGUAAUACCUUCGAAUUUUGAUUCAAGCCGGCACCAGCAUUCCGUUUCAUAUAAUGCAGGAUCUGAAUUCAAUAACUUAGCUGGUUCUGUGCCGUUUGGCCAGUCAGGGCCAAGUGGUUACAUUAAACCUCGUGUUAAUGUGUCAAGUUCCGUAAACAUUUCUCAACUAAAAACAGAUAGAAGCCAUAAUAUGGGUUCUAGCAGUACUUCAUUACUAAGAGGAAUCCCAGUACAUGGUGGAAUGAAUAGUUUUUUGAGGACUCAAGAAUGUUCUGAUCAGAAGAUUCUUCCCGAAAUUUCCAAGUUUUCUUCAACAGAUCAAAAGAUAGACUCUAACAUGCUUCAGACUCCUAACAUUCCCUGUUUUAACAUUGACGAGCAUGUGCCGAAUAGUCGUCAUAUCCCAGGUUUUGUCCGUGAUUGCAUUCAAAAAGACGGCGUCGAUUUUAAAAAUGAACUUCUGAAAGGACACUGGAAUGAACUGUUUGCUGAUGAACCAGAUGGUAAUGCUGAAAAUAUGGUUAAAAAGGAAACAUGUAUGAACGUAGAAGGUUCAAAUUCUGAUUUUUAUUCGGUUAACAAAUCAAUGUCGGAAAGUGGCAUUUUCUCCGGGAUGUCAACAGACAACCUCUUGGAUGCUGUGGUCUCAAAGGCCAAACCGACUUUGAAACAGAAUUCCGAUGACUUGUCUUGCAGAACAACUUUGACCGGGAAUAGUACCGCCUCUAUUCCCUCUCCUCUUGGCAGGAAGUUUAUGUCCAGUAAUUUCCAAGGGGGUUUGUUUGAUAUAUCUAAGAAUGAAGGCAAAACGGGUGUUUUAGAAACUAGUUCUCUGAAGUCUGGUUGUAGCAAGGACGAUGUGGGAAACUGUUCUCAAACUACUACUCUAUGUGGUUCUCAACUUAGUUCAUGGUUGGAGAAUGGAGGCAAUCUGAAGGGCGGAAAUAGUGUUUCAACUGGAUACUCUAAGCGCCCGAAUGAAGCUUGCAAAUCUAAUCGCAAAAGGCUUAAACCAGGAGAGAAUCCAAGGCCUCGACCCAAAGAUCGCCAAAUGAUUCAAGACCGUGUCAAAGAGUUACGAGAGAUUGUUCCAAAUGGAGGAAAAUGUAGUAUAGAUGCACUGCUGGAACGGACCAUAAAGCAUAUGCUUUUCUUGCAAAGUGUGACAAAGCAUGCAGACAAGCUGAAAAAGACCGGGGAGUCUAAGAUUAUUAGUAAGGAAGGUGGAUUGGUUUUGAAAGACAACUUUGAGGGAGGAGCUACAUGGGCAUAUGAGGUUGGCUCCCAAUCAAUGGUUUGUCCGAUUAUAGUCGAAGAUUUGAAUACACAUCGUCAGAUGCUAGUGGAGAUGCUUUGCGAGGAACGAGGUUUCUUUCUGGAAAUUGCCGACUUAAUCAGAGGAUUAGGCUUAACCAUCUUGAAAGGGGUAAUGGAAGCUCACAAUGAUAAAAUCUGGGCACGUUUUGUUGUCGAGGCAAACCGGGACGUAACAAGGAUGGAAAUAUUUAUGUCGCUCGUACGUCUUCUGGAGCAAACGAUGAAGGGAAAUGCGUCUUCAUCCAAUGCCAUUGAUGACAUGUUAGGUUACAACUCUUUACCCCAGAAGGGCUAA